GGAGACACAUUCUUUCUACCAGUCCGCCCGACCCCUACAACCUGCGAUCGGUUUCCAUUUCACCAAAAACGUGCAAAAAUUGCUUGUUUUCGCGCAAAUUAAGCAAGAUACUUUUGCAGCUUCGAAAAUACUAAUUGCGUCUACAAAGUUGGAUGCUCGUGCAUUGGUUUGGUCUACACGGUUGAUGAAAAGAUUUGGCGUCGCACCACGCCCUUGUCCUCUACCGCGUAUCGCGACUUGUCGCGGCGACCACGGCCACAUUUCGACGCCAACCUGGCCGGCAUCACAGCCAGCAAUAUGGCGCAGCCUACACUCGCCGAAAUGAACGACUCUGCAGCCUUCAACUCUGCGCCAGACGCGCAGGUACCUGCUAUGAAGCGAAAGCGCGACGCAGAUGGCGAUGACGAUAUGCAACUCAGCGAAGAUCAUAGCAAGAACGACCCAGAGACGCUCGCAGCUGUCGCAGAUGAUGGCAAAUCUAUCUUGCACUAUGUUGGUGCACUGGAGAACUUCGACGAAUCGGCCUUGCUAACGCGACCAUUCACAAAUGCCGAGCUAGAUCACGCGAAUCGAGGCAUUAAGCGCCAAAAACCCAACGAUGAAACCUUUAGAUCCAGCAUUUCCGACCGGGUGGCGAGCGGCGAGUACAAGAGUCUUGAAGAAGUCGCUGCCGAUAUCACUUGUGCGGUUGACGCAAUGAUUAAAGACCUCAGCAACCAAAAGGUUGAGGAAGAGACGGAAGUACCGGCCACGACAACUUCAACAAUAGCACAGCUGAAACGACUACGCACCAAAGCCGCCGAUAUUCUCGCUCGUGAACGCGCCUAUCCCAAGUCAGCACAUACAACGGAUACCGACUUAAACGCAGACCUUGGGGCUAUUGAUUCUAAUACUGGCGAAUAUGUCCUGUCCAUCCUCGGAUAUGCACCGCAAGAACGCCGCCUCUUUUCCAGUUUGCCGCUUAGAAAAGGCGAUACAUCUCUCCAGGACACUGGACUCCCCCCCGGCGUCUCCAUUAGCAAAGUUUUGCCCACCAAGGCGCAAGCCAACACGCAUACGCUUGGUGACGUCUUUGGUUCUGCUCGACCUAUGCCACUGCAGCCACCUAAGCAGCCGAAAACCCAAGCCAAAGGCAACACUCUUGACUUUUACCAUCCAGGAAUGUCGGAUAGCCAACGGUCUCGCGGAAACAACUACUUUGCCACAAAGCUCUCAUCGGGCUACUAUCUUGACUACAGCCAUGCUACACCUUCUUCCCAAACUGUACCGAAGCAGCGGGAACGAGCAGAGAGUCUAGCAGGAAGAAAACCGUCCACAGCAGAGCUGGCCAUGUCAGAAGUGGAUAGCCUUUUCCGUGGAGCGUUUUCAAGCUUCGCACCUACUAAAGAUGAUUCUUCCGCUGUGGUACCAUCAUCGGUAGCUAGCCGCGUAUGGUGGCAGAAGGGGGGUCUUAGAAGCUUUCAGCGUAUGAUUGAGUCUGUUUAUGGUGGUGCCAAUGAAGAGGCAGAUAAGAACCAAAAGGCAACCGAGGUCGAUGAGAAGGCUAUAAAACAGGCUAUUGACGAGUGGGAUGACUCUGCGGUUGACCCGUCUCUUCAAGAUGCCAUGGGAUCAAAGCCCGAGCACAAAGACGAUGUCGAUGGCCUCCUCGAUGAAGUUAGCGAUUUGAUUGAGACCCUGGCCUCUUACCAGCGCAUCCGAAAUCUCACUCUCCCGAGCACUCAAAAUCGCCAAUCCGGAGAACCCCCAAGCGCAGAUAUGCUUACGCAUGAUGUACCUGAGCCAACUGAGGAGGAAUGUGCUACGUAUGAGGUCCUCAAAGCCCAACUCAGCCUUAUUAUCAAGACCCUUCCCCCAUAUGCUGUUUCUAAGCUUAAUGGAGACCAGCUGGACGAGCUCCUCAUUAGCACGAAGAUGCAGAUCCACACCGAUGAAUACAACGGUGUGAUGGAAGAAGAUGAAGCUGGAGUUCAAGCACGCCUACGAGCACAGCAAGCGGCAGCGCAAGCUAGUCCUCGUGCCACCCCUCAGAGACCAAAUGCUGCUGCGCCGCAACAUGUAGCACAGUAUCAAGCAUCUCAGUAUGGAACGCCUGGGCGGACUCCCGCUCACCAGCAGUUCUACCGCCCUCAACAGAAUGCUCAAUUCCAACAACAGCGCAACUUUACAGCCCCUUCACCACAACGACCCCCGCAACCAAAUCAAUAUACCCGCCCGAACGGGUUCCAAAGCCAGUUUGCUACACAGCUGGCAAAAGCACAAACUCCUUAUGGCCAUCAGAACAUGCAGCAAUUUGCGGGCCAGCAGCGUCCAGCGCAACUACAACAGACUCCCCAAGGCACACCCAACGCACGAUUCCAGUAUCCUCAAGGAUAUCAGCAGCAGGCUGGUACUCCCACUCCCGCAGGGUACUCUGGGUUCCCUAACGGCGCUGGACCUCAACAGCGAGCAAUGUCGUCUCAGAUGCAUCAACGUCAACCGCAAAGCCCAUCACCAAACAUGCAGCAGAACCGCUUCAACGCUGCUCCGGGGCCUGGGUUAACUGGUUAUCAUACUGUCAUCUCUGAAGCCCAACAGCAACGCAUUCUUGACCAAGCGAAAGCUAGAGUCGCCGCUCAGGAUCGGUCGUCGUCGUAUGGUGGUGCCAUGGGAUCACCCGGAUUCCCCAUGAAUGCAAUGAGACAAGGCGUUCAAACACCGUCUGGUCAGAGGAUGAAUGGCGCUCACAAUCUUGGAACGCCCCCAAUCCCUUCCAAAGUGACGCCGGUUCCCGUGCCUGUGAUUCCUGGAUCACAGCACCCAGGUCAGCAAUGAUCAGACCGAUUGAUGGGGUAGAUUUUGAUUUAUGUGUGCAACGGAGUUUGGUACUAUGGUUCAACGGCUAAACGUUUGAUUGGCGUUUCGAAUAAAACUGAUUUCUUGCCAGGGGCAACUAGCGUGGACGCCAGCUUGCCAAGCUAGCUGCUUGAUUUAGCGAAGCUGACUUGUGCCCCCGACUGGCUGAGUUUAGAUGUUGCUUUAUGUAUUAAAUAUGCUUAAUUUACAUGUAUCUGUAACUCUCACACUAGUUUCUAUAAAUGAUAUGGUGCCGAACAAUGG
Molecule: messenger RNA, 3099 nt
Organism: [Torrubiella] hemipterigena
Lineage: Eukaryota; Fungi; Ascomycota; Sordariomycetes; Hypocreales; Clavicipitaceae
Source: the annotation of a GenBank genome assembly